UAUCACCCGGACGUGUCCCAAGCCUCAGGUUCGGCCCGAGCCUUCCAGGCUAUAGUGGCGGCGUACGAGGUGUUGUCAGACGACCAACAGCGGCGCCUCUACGACCUUAGCGUCCAGCGCGCUGCAACUUCUGUUCGCACUGCUGCGAGUCGCGCGGCUGCUGGUCGCGGUGCUACAGUUGCUCGCGGCGCGUCUGUUCGUGUUGCUGGUGCUCCCAAUCGCAGCUCCCCGCGGCAUUGGUCGUCCGUGUCAUCUGCCACGUCAGCACACGGAUCAUCUGCCAGCUUAGACCCAUUCGACAGGGCGUUCUCAGCCUCGGUCCGGCCCUCCGUCGAGCCUGGCCCAGGUUCGGCCCAAGCCUCAACCUCAGAGUGCCCGAUCUUCUCGGCGUGGUACCUGCGGUGGCUGUUCCACGCGCGGUGGGCGCUGGCAGUGCAGCAGCGCGCACGGCGUGUUGCGGCGUUCAAAACCAGGAGCAGCAGCGGCAUGAGCCCCUCGUAUGCCGCUACGGGAAUGAGCAGGGGAGCAUGGCGUGGUGAGCAUGAGGCACACGAGGAGGAGCAGAGGCAUGGGGGGGGAGAGAGGAAGUGGGGACACGCUCAAGGAGACGAGCUGGACUGGCGUACAGGGGAUGGUGCAGGGCAGGAGGCAGGCAGGAGCAGAUGGAAGGGAGCGGAGCAGGCUGGAUCAGAUGGGUUGCUGGAACAGGGGGGACUGUUGGAGGGAGAUGAGUGCAGUUCUGGAAGAGGAGGUGUUGCUGCUGCUGCUGCUGCUGCUGCCAGUGGGGGUGGUGGUGUUGCAGCAGCAGCUGGGGGCGGUUCAGGAGGAGUGGAGCAAGGGGCAACCUUGGCAGGAGAAAAGAGAGGGGCGGAGAGGGGCGGAGAGGGCAGAGAGGGCGGAGAGGGCGGAGAGGGCAACAUGGGGGAGGACGACGGCUCUCCGUCAAUCGCGGCGGAAUUUGAGGGCUACGCGCGGGUUCUAGACGAGAUAAACGAGCGGAGGGAGAGACUGGUGAAAGCGAGCCGGGACGUGACAAUACAGAGCAAGAAGAUCAUAUUCGCCAUCCACAGAGCCACAAGUCCGCGCGCCCUGGCAGCAGCCGCGCAGCAGCUGGCCUCCCUACGAGCACACCACAUCGCUCAAGUGGCGCGGGAAUUGCGAGCAGAGGACUACUGGCGCUUCACACGCGCGUACACGUGGGGGUUGCAAGAGUAUGUGGAGGCGGCAUCGUUCCUGCACUUCCGCCAAACUGGGCGCCUGCUGACCCUCGCCCAGGUGAACGGUGCGUUUGAAGGCAUUCUGGACCGCGAUGGCCGAGCCUUCCACGUGCAUGCUGCUGACUAUGUGCUGGGGCUCGCUGAUUUGACCGGAGAAGUCAUGAGGCUAGCUGUGUCAAGCCGUGCAGCUGCUGCUGCUGACGGUGGUGGUGGCGCUGCUGCUGAUAACGCGGGUGGUGGUGAUGGUGGUGCGGGCUCCACUGGAAAAGGGACCAGCAGGCGAGGGAAGAGGCAACGGGAACAACCAGAGGCUCAAGCAAAGGCUUCAGGUGCCGAGCCUGCGGCUGCCUCCGAACCUGUUGCCGCGGCCGAGCCUGAAGCAGAGGCUGGAGAGGGGAGAGGGGAAUUGGUGGUGGAUGCAGAUGCGUGUCGGUUGUUCGUGCAGAGGCUGUAUGCAGGGUUCAGCCUGCUGCCUAGGAGCAGCGAGCUGGGUAAGGAGAUGGGGAAGAAGAUGGACGUGAUGCUGGCGAGCCUCAACAAGAUUGAGAACGUGUCGUACACUCGCUUUGUGCGAGGGUCAGAGUAUCCAGAAGAUCUGCUGCAGCUGGGAUUGGAGGGGAGGGAGGCAGGAGGAGUAGAGGGGGAGUGA
Messenger RNA from Closterium sp. Naga37s-1, 1866 nucleotides. The record is from the annotation of a GenBank genome assembly. NCBI's taxonomy places the organism in Eukaryota, Viridiplantae, Streptophyta, Zygnematophyceae, Desmidiales, Closteriaceae.